Neoarius graeffei (lesser salmon catfish) is the source of this 3201-nucleotide messenger RNA. RefSeq names its product NFKB repressing factor (gene nkrf). Gene Ontology annotation, cellular component: nucleolus; nucleoplasm. Gene Ontology annotation, molecular function: nucleic acid binding. The record is from RefSeq and is a predicted model, not a curated record. NCBI's taxonomy places the organism in Eukaryota, Metazoa, Chordata, Actinopteri, Siluriformes, Ariidae. Bases 181 to 2574 code for a protein of 797 amino acids. The transcript has 4 exons.
AGCUCUGUGUUGCUAAGGGUUAGCAUUAGCCUGCUGGAGUCUCAGUGUGAAUUGUACAGUGUACCGGAGACGCGGUGCGACUGCAGACUGGCUUCAUCCUCAGCGGCACACAAACACACGGAAAUUCACCAACAUCAAGUCUGUGACCGAUCCAUAUUUUAUCAACCACCUGUCUUCGCUAUGGACACAUCAGCAUGGAUUAGAAUAAAAUCCAAAGGAGGAAAAGCUGUUCUAAGCUAUGGCCCACAACUGAUGCAGAGGGUGCUUGAGAUGGCAGAGGGGAUUGAUGUUGGCGAAAUGCCCUCAUAUGAACUAGUCUCAAGUGCUGAAGCAAAAAAGAGGCCAAAUUCAUCGGAUGGAAGAGAGGAACCCAUGAGGAAGAUGCCUGUGUCCAAAUUUGGCCCAAGGCCACGAUUCGAGCCAGUACACUUUGUCAGUGGCAGCAGCAGUGACACCAGUGGAUUAGGGCUUGCUGACGAAAAAGAAAAUGAGAAGGAGCGUAGGAGGGGAGAGGUGAAUAACAUAAGGCAGAGGGAGCCAGACCAGCCACACAGCAGUAGCCAUGGUUAUGGCCCUUCAUCCUCCUCAUCAUAUGGUUAUGACUCUUGGUCUGAUCGUAGAGGCAAGGACAUGUCCUACAACAACAAGAGCGGUUUUGGUUAUGGCAGCAGAGGGUCUGCCUCAAACUUCAUGGGAAAAAUGCAGCAGGAAUACACAGCAAGAUACGAGGCACACGGUGCAAGACAAGCAAACUCGCCUCCUCAAUCAAGCCGAUUUGAUAGCUACACAGGGAGGAGGCCUGGACGCUGGGAUUCUGGAAGGCACGGCUUGGGCUUUGGGCAUAAGGAUAGACCGUCCUCCAGUAAAGGUUUGACUAGAGCCUAUGACAGCCCAAGCAGAGCCAGUCCUGGCCUACUCCCUACACCGUGUAUGCCAACCCCAGUUCCUCCAGCUACCCUGGAUGAGAAGCAAAGGUUAAUCACAAGGGUUUUAUCUGCUGUAGCAGUCACACUUCGAGACCCUGCGUUUGUGGGCGGGCCUGAUGGUCCAAAUUACAACUUCAUUCUCAGCCGCAGCAUUCAGGCUUGCAAAACUAACCCCGAGUACAUUUAUGUUAAUUUAAAAGAUAUUCCUCCAUCUGACCUCCCCAAGAACAAGAAAGUACCACCUGAGGGCUAUGCAUGUGAGCUAAGAUGUUCAGGUGUGUACCUUGCAACAGGCUACUCUGGCAGCAAGAACGGUGCCAGGGAUCGUGCGUCCGAGCAGGCUGUGAAACUUUUCCUGAAACCAGUGGAGGUCCGUGUAGUGCAACGUCAGUAUAAACGCAAUUAUGUCAAUGACUUGGUAGUGUGCCAGUUAAACACACCCACCCCAGCCUUAGUUCCACCUCUACGCAACCCAGAGGACAGCCCACCUCCUAGUACCAAGGGUCAGUAUGUGCCUGAUAAAAGUAAACAUUGGACAGAGUUCGUCAUCAUGGAAAAUGCCCACGAUGCCAUUUGCAUCCUCAACAAUUCUGCUGCCUAUAACCGUAUGAAAAUUGACUAUGCCUUUGAGCCGGUACCUAACAGCAGUGCAUGGGUGUGUAGUGUAUACUUGCAAGGAGAACUUUUGGCUCAAGGCAGAGGGACAAAGAAGAGCUCUAAACACACUGCGGCUGAGGAGGCUGUAAAAAAGUUACGAAUGAACCAGGCAGUUCGCCAACAGCAUGAACAACAGGAACAAUACCACCAGCAACAGUUCUCUCAAGGACACCCCAACACUGAUCAGCCCGUUGCCAGUUUUGGCCAGUAUGGGGGACGAAAGAAACAACUCAGUGAACUGGUUAUUCUAGAAAACUCUGAUAAUGCCAUUUGCAUCAUUAACGAUACAGCGCAGUUCAACAAAGUGGCUGCAGACUACAAAUUUACAGUGCUGCCAGACCAUCGCUGGAGGUGUGAGGUCUAUAUUGAGGGUCAGUUUGUAGCAGAAGGCAUUGGUCCUAAAAAGACUGUUAAACACAUUGCAGCUGAGGAGGCCAUCGCUACGCUGAAACGUACACAAGCAGUGGUGAAGUCAAACCUUAGGAAGGAGGGCAACGUAGACGCCAUUUCCCGAAAUCAAAUUAUGGCGCGUUGUGGGGAGGAGGCCACACGGCAAGAAAUAAAGGAGGACAACAUUGGUAACCAGUUGCUCCGCAAGAUGGGCUGGACAGGUGGUGGGUUGGGUCGAGAAGGCGAAGGCAUCGCUGAACCCAUCGUAGUUAAGGAACAGUUUAGUAGGGAAGGACUUGGUAUGGAUAUGGAUAAACAUGGUCACCUGACAAAGCGUGAUAUUGAGGAAAUCAUACGCACUUAUGCUUGUUCAGAGCGUCAGGAUGACCUGCGAUUCUCCACCGAGCUCAAUAACGAGGAGCGUAAACAGAUUCACCAGGUCUCCCAAAAAUACGGGCUGCGGAGUAAAUCUUACGGCCAGGGCAGACACCGCUUCCUUGUGGUUAGCCGGAGAGUGCAAAAGGAUCAACUGAUUGGUCAACUGCUGCAAGAGGGUCAGGUGGGACGAUACGAGCUUGUAAAACCUCAGGCAUUUGAAUGACUGGACUCUAAAGAACCCUACAUGUCACCAUGACGGAGGAGAGCAGAUGUACUUAUGCUUAUUGGUUUCAAAAACAGUUUUAAAUGUAUUUUUCAAAAAAAAAGUGUCCACUAACAUCAGUUGCUUCUGCCUUCCUGGCAGACUGAUCAUUUUCUAUUUAUGGCAUACUCCUUCCCCCUCUCAUGUAUUGCCAUAGAUUUUGAGGAUUAUAACUAAUUUGAGCAAGGCACUAUGUUGUACACAAGCUACUUACUAAAAUUAGUCAUAUCUUGUAGCUGGUAAUUUUUAUGGACAUAAAUGUUGGUAGUGAAUUCGCUGGCAGCAUGUGCCAUCAAACAUUCCAUUUUCACGAUGGACAGUACAUCACGGUUGGGUGCUGAGCAGUUGAAAUGCUAAAUGUAAACAGACUAACAACUCAUGAAAAGAAUUACUGUUUCACAUUUGUCACAUUACAGUCAGGUAAGUAUUGUCAGUGGUAUCGUAAAGCCCUAUGGCAUCAUUGAAAGCUAGUUAGCUAAGCCACUUUCCCUAGACCAAUGCCUGAGCAGCAGUUGUGCUUUGCUCCCAAUAUUUUUUUGUGAGAUCUCUUGUCUGCUUGUUGUAUAUUAAAGGACUUAAUCUGGUCAA